AAUUUUUGGUUGACCUCACAAACCACUGGGAUUCCACCGAUGUUAAGCUAUAUAACUGAAACAGUGAAAUAGUUAGUGAAUACAGCCUCGAACUUCACGGGGAACUUGACGACAUCGUGCGAGUAUUUUACCUGCCUCAACUAGGAUUUUCCACGAAAAAGAAACAUGGCAUCCAAGGAUAGUGUUGUUGCUACCAAGCAGAAACAAGAUGUCCAGAAGCCAACUCCCAUGGGGCUGGGGAUAAGUACGAUGAAACCAAAGUUUCCCCAGUAUGCGCUUCCAUCAAAGAGACAAGAAUCCUUUACUGAGGCGUCCAUCCCCUGGCCUCAAGAUGCCCCCGUUGGCGUUGAAAAACUAGUUGAGGCAGGGCUCGUGUACACUGGCGUGGGAGACAGCGUUCGCUGUUAUCAUUGCGGGGGAGGACUCCGAAACUGGGAAGAGGGAGAUGACCCGAUGGAAGAACACGCCAAGUGGUACCCGACCUGCCAACAUGUUCUCAUUGCCAAGGGGAAGACGUACAUCAGGAAAGUGGAAGCCGGUGAAAAUCCGAAAGCUGAUAGUGUUGUUGAAAGGAAAAAGCCAGAGAUGAGGAAGGAAGAUCCAUUGGCUGUUAUUUUCCAAACUUUAGCAGAAUUUGGUUAUUCUGAAAAUGAAGCAAAAAUUGCCCUUAACAUCUUUAAAAACAGAAAUGGUUCCGAUGCUCCGUUUAAAGCAGCAGAUCUUGUCGCAAUUUUGAUGGAAAUUGAAGAUGAUCCGGAUGUGAUGAAUGAGUACAAUAUCACUGACACGACUGCGAGCAUGCAGCAGCUUACCACUCAAGAUACAGAAGCUAUGGAUGACAUUGAAGCCCUUGAAGAGGAGAACCAGAAACUGAAAGAAUCCUCCAUGUGUAAGAUCAGUUUGGACAAUCGGGCAGAUGUGAUAUUUCUGCCCUGCGGGCACAUUGUUAGUUGCCCACAGUGCGCCCCGGCACUCGACAGCUGCCCAGUAUGUCGCAAAUCUGUUAUGGGACUUGUAAAGGCAUUCUUUGCCACUAAACAUGAUAGGCGUGAUGAAGAAGAAGACUUUGCAGAUUAUUGAACUAAGUUCACUUAACAAAGAUUUUGUUUUGUAAAAAAGGGCUUACUCAAAUGCAAGAAAUGGUUUUGGUGAAACCUAAGCGCUUAUCUAACUAUCGUGCAACAUAAUGCGGCCAAAUAGGAUGCUCAAUGUAGUAAGGAGUGGGAGAGACUACUUGAAUCUCAUGUGCAAUAUUCCUUAGAACUGUGUUCAGAUUAAGGUGCUAUCAUCAUUGCUGAAAGUACAUUGUCAAUUUGUCUGAAUAGUGGGAAAUUGCAAGACAGCUGUAGAAAAUAAUAUGAAAAAGGCAUAGUUUUGGUUAGAAUAGUGACACAAAGGAGUAACUUCUUGUAUGAUUAUAUUUUGAUUAAGACCAUUUUUUUCUUAAUAAUAUUGUACAUAUAUUUAUGAAAAUAAUAGUAUCUUAUAAACCUGAUUAUCUAAUUAGAACUACUAUUUUAUAAUAUUAAAAACAUAUUUUAUUUGUCAGAUUUAUAACAAACAGUUAACCUAUGAAAAUUAAACUAAACAUACCUUGUGACUGAGCAACUUUUAAUCAUGAAUGGCUUUGGAAUAACCUGUGUAAAUGAUUUUUAGAGAGUAACAUGUGUUUUGUGAUUUUUCUUUGUGCAGUUAAAUACUAAUUUCAUUUGUUCCUUUUUUUAGCACUUUUUCAAUUUAUGUAUAUAACAAAAAAAUUGUUUCUUACUGUGAUAUACAUGGUCAUUGUUUUGUUUGAAUAAAAAUAUAUAAUAGUAA
Mya arenaria is the source of this 1818-nucleotide messenger RNA. RefSeq names its product baculoviral IAP repeat-containing protein 7-A-like. Lineage: Eukaryota; Metazoa; Mollusca; Bivalvia; Myida; Myidae. The record is from RefSeq and is a predicted model, not a curated record. Gene Ontology annotation, biological process: regulation of cell cycle; positive regulation of protein ubiquitination; negative regulation of apoptotic process. Gene Ontology annotation, molecular function: ubiquitin protein ligase activity; cysteine-type endopeptidase inhibitor activity involved in apoptotic process. Gene Ontology annotation, cellular component: nucleus; cytoplasm. The coding region runs from base 166 to 1080 and encodes 304 amino acids. The transcript has 6 exons.